Molecule: messenger RNA, 2832 nt
Organism: Necator americanus (New World hookworm)
Lineage: Eukaryota; Metazoa; Nematoda; Chromadorea; Rhabditida; Ancylostomatidae
Exons: 26
Coding region: 1-2832 (943 amino acids)
Biological process (GO): potassium ion transmembrane transport
Cellular component (GO): plasma membrane; neuron projection; neuronal cell body
Molecular function (GO): calmodulin binding; small conductance calcium-activated potassium channel activity; structural constituent of cuticle
Source: RefSeq, a predicted model, not a curated record
AUGAAUUUCGCACUUUAUAAACAGGAACAGUAUAAACAGGUUUCGGCCGAUUUCCUACGAUUAAAUGGAAGUCGACAACAGUUCCGAAAUUUACUGUCAACAAGAAAAAAAUUAGGCUCUUUGCCACCUGCAUACACUAGGAUCGAUUACAGUCGGGAUUCAUUGGAUUCAAAUUUGAAUCGAGCUCCUCAUCACGGACCUGUGAUCACUGUCGAAGAUACCGGCUCUCAACUACGGAUUAAUCGGGUUAAAUCGAGUAUUACGGAUAGUCUUGUCGAUAAGACAUCCUUAGAAAAUGCUACAGUCGCAUUUUGUGAGAGCAAUGGUGGAGCCGGUAUGCAUCCAACUGCUAGUCAUUUUAAAAGGAACAACAGCCGGUAUGGAGUACCAAUCGACAGCUCGGCUGUUAAACUGGUAUAUCGAGUUCGCUCGGAACGUCUCAGUAAUCGGGUAAAAAUCACUGAUCGAGCACUUGUCCUAGCAAUGUUGGGGAUUAUUGUUAUGGUUGUUGACGCAGAGAUUACUGGACAAAAACUUUUCGGGAUUACUAAGGUUCAUCCAGUGUCACUUAUGUUAAGAUCAUUUGUAGCAUUAUCAACGAUUGCUCUUUUGACACAAAUCGUCCUCUACCAUAUCAAUGAUGUUGUGCUUGAUCUGGUUGAUUGUGGUGCAGAUGACUGGCGAGUAGUUGUGACAACAGAUCGAGCUAUACAAUUCUGUACAGAAUUUAUUCUUUGUGCAGUAUGUCCAUUUCCAGGUACGGGAUCGUUACAUUGGUCAUUCAUUGAAACGACACGAAAUAUGCAAGCUAGUCACGGAAGGUCUUUUUAUGUUAAAGAGGUACCUCUUGAUGUGCCGUUGUCUAUUUUAAUGUUAUCACGUGUAUAUCUUCUUGGAAGAUUCAUGGUACUACACAGUAAACAGUUCCAGGAUGCUUCCACACGAACUUUGGCAGCUUUAAAUCGUAUUCAAGUGAAUUUCUCAUUUGUACUGAAAACAGUUCUGGAUCAACAACCAAUUUUAUUUCUUACAACUUUCACUAUAAUUUUCUGGAUUGUCACAUCUUGGACAUUUGUGCAAUGCGAGAGAUUUGGACAAGCUGAUCAGGAUGUGCCAUCAAUACUUUAUUCGAACGCUCUCUGGUUCAUUGCUAUUACCUUUAUGUUAAAUGGUUACGGUGAUAUCGUUCCUCAAACACAUGCAGGCAGAAUUAUAGCUAUUUUUGUUGGAGUUGUAGGUGCAAUCAUAUCAUCAAUUCUUAUUGCUGUUAUUUCAAGAAAUAUUCUUCUUUCACAAGGACAACGGAAUGUCAAUAACUUUAUGCAUGAUAGUAAAUUAACGAGGGAACAUAAAAAUGCAGCUGCGAAGGUCCUGCAGCACACAUGGCGAAUCCAUAAAUGCUUACGAAGUGGCCCUGAUAGUAGGCUUCGAACAUAUCAGAGGAAAUUCCUUCGAGCGAUCCAUGAGUUCCGAGCUAUUAAGAACGAAAUGCGUGUGUUUUCCGAAAAUAAUUCCGCAAAUAAUCAACAAGUUACUCGUUUGGUUGCCGAAAUGCACUUUUCUAUGCAACGUUUAAUGACUGCACAGGAUGAGAUGAGGGCACAAAUUGAGAGCCCGGAGCAGGUGUCAGUCAGAUGUGCCAAGGUUCUGGUCAUAGGAAAAGUGGAACAGUCAAAGCCAUCCAGAAAUUACCGCGUCAGCAUCGCCGUGUAUGGUUUCGUGUUCUCUUGCAACACCAUGGGUUUUGGCUCUCAUCAAUUAUAUCAGCAAGCAGGAAUUAUAUCCAUCUUCGUCUCUACAAUUACUAUCGCUGUGCUAGCCGUUACAAUCCCAUUACUUUACGUGAAGACAAACGCACAAUAUGUUGAUCUUAACGAAAAUGCAUUGAAAUUCAGGGAAUCAUCUGAUAUGAUAUGGAAUGAGAUGUUCUCGCUUCGAGAGCAGCCAUCACCUCAGAUACGAUUCUUCAGCAGAAGACCAAGAAAAGCAUGGCUUGAAAGCGGAGUUUGCAAAGGUUGUUUCACAUUGGCAUGCUCCAUGGGACCACCUGGACCACCCGGACCACCGGGCCCAGAUGGAAACCCCGGUGAACCCGGAUCACAAGGUGUCGCAGGAGAAGAUGGUUUUGAUGUUCAACUUGAAUCCGAGCCAGAUCUACCAUGUGUGGUUUGUCCGGCUGGACCUCCAGGAGUGAGAGGUCCGCAAGGAGAAAGAGGAAUGACUGGGCAUCCAGGUGAACAAGGGGAAGCAGGUCCUGAUGGUAUCAGUGGAAUAGAUGGACCGCCUGGAAAUCCAGGAUUCCCUGGACCACUUGGAUUAAAGGGACCACUAGGACCUAAAGGACCUGAAGGUGAUCAAGCAAUAGCGGGUGUUGGAAUAAAAGGUCCUGUAGGACCUCCAGGACCUCAAGGAAUGAAAGGAAGACCUGGGCCCCAUGGAAAGAGUUCGAAUAAUCCGGGAAGCCCAGGUAGUCCUGGUCCUGCUGGCCCAGCUGGCCCAGUGGGACAAGAAGGAUCGAUAGGAAUGGAAGGUCCAUAUGGUCCUCCAGGUGAUCCAGGAAUGCCUGCAUCGUACUGCCCUUCGGAUUGUGGCGUGCAAAAUAUCCUGGCAGACGUUGUUCCACAUACAAACGGGCACAAAUUUAAUGAGUAUGCGCCGCCACCAGGAGAGCCAUCCGAUGAAGUCGCUACGUCACCGCCAAAGGUGAAGUACGAUCCUAUAAAGGAUGACGGUUACGGUACUCAUCGAUUCCAAGAUUUCACAGCGUAUGAGCGACAGAUGAGGAAGAAGAUGAUUAAGAGACUGAUGAAAACGCGUAGACAUCGACAUUAA